AUGAGUGACUGGAAAGCUGAGACUCUCGUGGCUUCAUUGAGCCCUGUUGUGACACCAUGCUCCUGGGCCCCGAAGCAGCUGAAGAUCGACGUGUUUGACCGAGAAGCCGCCGUCGCUGCCGCCAUCAUUGGAACGACGAUGAGCGAGCCGUGUAUCUACGACAAACUGUCCGAGAGCAUCGACAUCCUCCGCCAGUCGGGCUACCGCUACGGCAUGUCGGAGAGGGAGAUCGAGAGGUUCAUCAAGCAGGUCCUGGAGACAAACGAGCCCAGGAGAGAGCCUCCCCAGUUCCCCAUCCUGAGAGCCACCAUAAAGUUUGUGGUGGCAGUGGGCUUCCUGCUGGUGGUGGUGCUGGCCUUCACAUACCCUCAGAGCGCCCCCCAGCUGGGCCUGGUCAACCUGGGCUGUUACAACUGGUCAUCCCCACUCAGCCACGUCCGCCUGCUGUCCCUGCCCAUCGCCAAGAAGUACAAUCUGCAAGGUUUCCAUGAAUGGUGGAGUGCCGGCUCUCUCAGGCAGAAUCUGGUCAACUGUUCGGGCUGUGCAGAGAUCUCCUCGGUGCUGGAAGUCCCAGAGAGCCUCAGAGGGACGGUGAAUCUGCGACGGGGGCCACAGCUCGUCCUGCUAAAGGGUGGGGAGUCCCUCAGUGUCCAGCGGCAGCAGCUGGAGGAGCUCUACCUGGCCCACUCAGGCUCCAUGUCCAUCCUGCUGGAGGAGGACGACGGUCUGCACGACCACCACCUCGGCCUCCCCCAGGGACCCGCCAACUUCACUCUGCUCUGGAGGUUCAGCUCUGGGACCAGGGAGAAGGUGUUGAGGUGGCUCUUCCCGAAGGCUGAGCUCUGCCCCCUGCUGGACAGCGCUGGGACCAUCGUGCAGCGCUGCCUGGUCACCCACAGCACAAACUCCCAGAGUAAGGGUGUCGGGGUGUUUGGCUGGCUGGUGGUGGGCGAGGGGCUGCCAACAGUUCGAGUUCUGCCUGUUCAGCGCUGUCAGAAACACUGCAGCUCCUUCAACCUGUGGCUGACACCUGGAGACAUGGUGUACGCUGACCCCCGGUACUGGCAGAUGGAGCUGUUCCCUGGCCGAGGCCAGAACAUCAUCUGUGACGGAUCUGCCCUUUAAGUGAAGGAGGACAGGAACGUGCAAAUGACGGCUGUGAAUGUCGAAUUUUCAGAGCUCCCCGGCCUUUCUAUGGCCCCGCCCACUGAUGCCUUAAACCCUCCAGGCUUUUUUUUUUUUUUUCCUCCUGAUGCCCCUAUCCGUCCGAAAAUCCCCCCCAGCGUCCUUACAGAGCUGGAAACCACUGCACACAUGACUUCAGUUUGGAAAAAGGGAUCCUCCUGCAGGUUCCAAGGGUUCGAGGUCAGAGGAUCGAGCAAUGACUUUGUCCUUGUGUCUUUAAACUCUCCGCAGGUCUCCGAUGUUCUGGAUGUGCUGUGCUCGUGCCAUAGCUUCAAGCAGAUCUCUAGCAAUUAAAAGAAAUCCCUGAAAUCAUUGGGUGUGUCUCUGUCAGAAGGUAGUGAAUCACUGUUGGGUGCAUCGGCGUUAACACCGGUUCCAGACCUCUGAAUCACGACCCACAUCUCUGGAGCUCGUUUCCUCGGCUGUUCACUCGGUUAAAAACUAGCCAAGCUGAGCUUUGUAGAUGGUGUCGCAUGCCCGAUGUGAGUCGAGUGCAGAUGUGAGUCGCGCACGCGUCACUUUGCAACAAGUCGCCUACAAGAUGCUAACGAUUUGG
Molecule: messenger RNA, 1741 nt
Organism: Perca fluviatilis (European perch)
Lineage: Eukaryota; Metazoa; Chordata; Actinopteri; Perciformes; Percidae
Gene: c4h6orf89
Product: chromosome 4 C6orf89 homolog
Exons: 8
Coding region: 1-1125 (374 amino acids)
Cellular component (GO): nucleolus; Golgi membrane
Source: RefSeq, a predicted model, not a curated record